ACCUUCCUCCCAAUCCAUUCCCCUCCCAAAAAUCGAAUCCCUGCUCCCCUGCUUCGGCUUCGCCUUUGGAGGCAAAGUUAUCGCAAUCUCACAGUGCUGAUCAAUCAUCCUUAUGGAUUCGGGCAUUUCUUGGCCCAUAAGCACCCUCCUCCUUCACACGCUUUGCUAGUCGAAGCAUGCCAUGGCUGCCCAUUCCUUUACUUCUUUUCCAACGCUAGGCUUUAGGUAGCGCGUCUCGUCCUAGCAACGUACAGUAGCUCCCAAGAGACCAAACCAUCUUGGUUUUUAUCUCUGAAUCCUUCUUACUUGCACGCCUGUACUGCACGCACUCCUUGCUCCUGUCCUCUCAUCCUUCUCUCCUGAUCACUGUCCAGCUUCUCUCUCUCUCUGGUGUCGUCUGACGAACCCUCGCCGCGCCGUGCAUUCUCCAGUGGACAGCCAUUCUUCCAGCACAUGUCUUUUUUUCUCAUAAAGAAAGUGUAGGGGAACUCUGCCUUGGGCUGACUGGAGCAAAGAAUAUUUUCCACUCCUUUGAUCAAAGAAAGGUAUAUUGGGAUUACAUAGAAGGAAAAAAGUUUCUACGACGACAACGAAGGCGGGGCGAAAAGCUUAAUCCAAGAGGGCAGAGGCAAGAUGUUCAACAUAGUCUCGACAUGGAACAAGAAGAGGAGAAGCAAAUCACUUGAUCAGUUAAAUCCUUGGGUGUACAAGACAGCCGAGCUGUGGCAGGUGAAGGAGCAAGGCGCGCCGCUGCCCCUGCCCGCGCCGAGGAAGCGCAACUGCUCCAUGGUGUUCACUCUCAAGGAGAUGGAGGAGGCGACCGGCAGGUUCGGCGACAAGAAUCUCGUCGGCAAGGGCGGCUUCGGCCGGGUUUACAGAGGCGUGCUGAAAGAUGGGCAGAUCGUUGCCGUCAAGAAGAUGGACCUGCCGCUGUCGAAGCAGGCCGACGGCGAGCGCGAGUUCCGCGUCGAGAUCGAUAUCCUGAGCAGGCUAGACCACCCCAACCUCGUCACCCUGAUCGGCUACUGCGCCGAUGGGAAGAACCGGUUCGUGGUGUACGAGUUCAUGCCCAAGGGCAACCUCCAGGACAUCCUCAACGGCAUCGGGGAGAUGAGGCUGGAUUGGGGGAAGCGGCUGCGGAUCGCGCUGGGAGCAGCGAGGGGACUGGCGUACCUACACUCCAGCACAGCCGUCGGCGUCCCCGUCGUCCACCGGGACUUCAAGUCCAGCAACAUCCUCCUCACCGAGCACUUCGAGGCCAAGAUUUCAGACUUCGGGCUGGCCAAGCUAAUGCCGCAGGACCUGGACCUGUACGCCACCACCAGGGUGCUGGGCACCUUCGGCUACUUCGACCCUGAAUACGCUCUGACGGGGAAGCUGACGCUAGAGAGCGACGUGUACGCGUUCGGCGUCGUCCUCCUGGAACUGCUCACCGGCCGCCGCGCCAUCGAUCUCAGCCAGGGCCCUCAGGACCAGAACCUCAUCGUCAAGAUACACCAGAUGGUGGGCGACCGGAAGAAGCUGCGCAAGGUGGUGGACAGGGACAUGGGCAAGGGCUCCUACACGAUGGAGUCGGUGUCCAUGUUCGCCGCCCUCGCCGCGCGCUGCGUCUGCUUCGAGAGCGCCGGCAGGCCGGCCAUGAAGGACUGCGUCAAGGAGCUCCAGCUCAUCAUGUACGCCAACAUGAAGAUAUGAGCGUGUUUUGAGAUUGUUCGUUGAUCGUAGCUGCCAUCAUUGUUUGGUUCGUUCGAUCUUGCGGCUUCUGCUCGAGGAUGAGGAAGAUGAAGAAGACGGUGAUAUAUACUUGUACAGAGUUUUCGUAAUUUUUCGUUGCGCCGGCCGGACGUUCUUGUGGAUGGUGGUAGAGAUUCGUUUCAAAGUCCUGAAAUCACAGGGCCUUAAUUUCUGAA
This is a messenger RNA of Lolium perenne, 1910 nucleotides long. RefSeq names its product probable serine/threonine-protein kinase PBL28. Gene Ontology annotation, biological process: protein phosphorylation. The record is from RefSeq and is a predicted model, not a curated record. Gene Ontology annotation, molecular function: ATP binding; protein kinase activity. NCBI's taxonomy places the organism in Eukaryota, Viridiplantae, Streptophyta, Magnoliopsida, Poales, Poaceae.